GGCUUCUUGAUCUGUAUCGUUUCCUUGAAAAUUUCAUUACAUUUGCCGAUUCAGGGCGCGAUACGGCCUGCUAAGCUGGUGUAUGAGGCCAAUAGACACGAUGGGGCGGGAAUUGCACCAUGUGCCAGAAUCGCAAAAGGACCGGCGGAGGAAGACCCGUUUCUUGCGACAACCGACGAACAGGAAACCACUUUCGGGCCGUUUAAUUCUUGAUCAUAGAAUAAAAGGCGAUAUUGGUGUGCUUUCCGAUGAUUUGGUUCUUGACCUUUUCCCUCACUUGAAUACAAGCGGAAAUAUUCCCGAUACAUUAUACGUGGCUGUGGCUCCAUGGAUACCGCGAUUUUCUGCGGUCGAGGAUAUCACUUGGACAAUCAUCCCGGUUCGCACCCAGUUCAACGAUAAGUCAAAGGCUGCUACCACGAUAUCGCAUUCGACUGUGCAUUUUCCAGUCACUGGAAAUUCCAUUCAGUCCUUUCUCCAAGCUUUGCAGACUGUUGACCCGCCGAGAAACUCGCUCCUUGCACAUCGUGGAAUCGAAAUUUACAUUUUGGACGUUGCCCCUCUUCAUCUUGAUACUGUCUAUGUAACGGUUGAGAAAAAUCUAUUGCGCGAUUUUGAUGAAGUGCAAAGCCGAUUCGGCGGCGGAUUCAAUGGUGAAAGUGGUCGUCUAUGGACAAAAGGGAAAGCGAACUCGCUUGUCCCAGUUCGAGUAGCGGAAACGAACUCAAAAGAGGCACGAACGGAGAGAGAAGAACGGCUGAUGGCCGCUGUUAGAGGAGCACUGUCUGCUCAGAAGAUUCUACACGCGGGUGAUGUUAUGCCGCUUCCCUUGCCUCCUCACCCAAUCACCCAUAACCCUCUUCCUCCAGCGAGAAUAUCCUUCUGUGAGCCCGUUUCGCAGGGCUUUCUGGUCCCCACAACCAAAGUUGUGCUCAUCCAAAGUCGGUCGCAGCAGCAAUCUCGGACUACUAAAGGCUUAACAUCCCCCCGAUUUAACCUUCUAAAUCAGGUCGCGGAAGAUGAAGGGGAAGACACAAAUGAGCAAUUUUACUCCGCGGCUGAGGACAGGCCAGUAGAGAGUGGCACGGAUUUCGAAAGCGCAAGUCCACCAGACGAGUCAGAUACGGAUGCAUCUGUUCAUAGUCUAAGUGAAAUGUCUGAUGAUUCAUUGGAUGACAUGAUUUCGCUGGCCGCUCCUGAGUUGCCUCAGCAGCCCUCUGGGGUGAUGUCGGUCUUGUCAUCAGCGACUCCUCGACCGGGCGGAAAGCGAUACGAUGUCCACACUCCGGGAUCGGUUCUCUCUGGCUUUACAUCCGGUACUGCACGCCAGGGAAGACUCGGAGGGAAAGUUUUCCGUGCGGAAUGCCUUUUGGACAAAAUUUCGAACGAGAUUCUCCACCCAAAACCACGAGAUGACGAUGACAUAGAGGCAUUUGUGUUCGUCGAUGUGCAGGCUCUUGUGAAAAUUGGCUGCUUUUCUGGGGAUUGGGUUCGAAUUGAAGCUUCUGGGGAGCCCCAGCGCAAUAUGCUCGCCUCCUUGAAGUUUGGAAGUCUGAAUGGAUUGGGAGAAACCGGAGAAUCCGACGACUGGAGGAUCGCGAAAGUCUACGGAAUUUCGGGGCUUUCACCACCCAAAUUGCGCUACUCGAUAAACCACGAUAGACGAUCAAGCAUCUCACACAUGCCCUCUCAUAGUUUGACACCUACCGUUUUGGUUCCACCUAUUCUGCUUCAUAACAUGCAGAAUCCUAAAUAUCUGAAAUUAUCACCACUGCCCACGCAUACGCCUCACCAACCUCAUACAGCCUCGCGGCUUGGUCCAAGCCAGCAAAAAGGUGGUUCCACCAAGGCACCUCCGGUCGCUAAAGAAGUUACGUUGUUAAAGAUUUCGACACCGCUCUCUAUGAAUAGAGCAUUACAGCCUGCACUUUUCGGGGCUCUAAAGCGCCAUUUCGAAUUGAAACGACGCUUAGUCAAGAGCGGUGAUAUUGUCGGCAUUAGUGUGGACGAGGGAUUGGGAAAAACCAUCUUCUCAACGAGCAAGUCACCCGAAGCUGCUGGUCAGGAUGAGGAAUUAAUGGCGCAACUUGAAUUUUCCUCUGAUUCUGCCUCUUGUGCACCAAGCGGAGCAAAGAAAAUUGGAGUUGCUUGGUUCCGGGUCAGUCAUGUUGCAACGCCAACCGGAGAGACUGCCGAUGUUUUAGAACAAGAACAGUGGGGUGGUGUGGCGAUAAUUGAUUGUCUCAACACCAGGAUGGUCCAAGCUGGAAGCGAGAUCGGCACUGUGCCAAAAACUCACGGAAACACUUGGGAGUACUGGCUGGGUGUGAAGUCACUCCCACGUUCCAAUACUGAACAGCCAGGGGUUCGCGGAACUUUAAUGGAGCCGCCGAGGAAACAUAUUUCUCAAACACAGCGGCGAGUACGGGAUCUUAUAGCUGCAGCUACGAGCCCUCGAGCUAUUCAGCUUGGCAUGAAACCAGUCGUCAUCCUUUUGACUUCUACGCAGCGGAGUAUUGGGAAAUCAACAGUUGCACGCAAUGCAUGUGCAGAUAUAGGCCUCCACACUUUCACAAUUGAUGCUUACGAUAUCCUUGCGGAAGGUGGAGCGAACGGUGGAGAUGUGAAAACCGAAGCAUACUUAAAAGCGAGGGCAGAUAGAGCCUUUGCAUGUGGUGCAGACUAUGUGGAGAAAAUUCCGGAGGGAAUUCGAAGCUUGUUCACACAUGAAUUGGAAAUGACCGCUCCGGAAGAAAAGGAAAGAGAGGGCAUUCUCCAGAACGCCGUCGCAGAUUUGGGCGUGAGACUUUCCCCCGACGUAGAUCUUUCUUCGGUUGCGGUGAAAACAGCUGCGUUGGUCGCUGGUGACUUAGUCGACGUGGUCGAAAGAGCGGUGGCUGCACGGACGCUCCGGCUGGAGAAACUUGCUGAAGCUGCUGCCUGUAGCCCUGAAGGGUCGAAGGCUACGGUUAUAGAUGUUGAGAUUUCCGGCGGGGACGCGGCGCGAUGCGUCACGAAGGCUGACUUCGAUGCAGCUGUCGAUGCCGCCCGUAAGAACUUUGCUGAUUCCAUUGGCGCUCCGAAGAUUCCUAAUGUCACAUGGGAUGACGUUGGUGGUCUGACCAAUGUAAAAGAUGCUGUGAUGGAGACUAUUCAACUGCCUCUGGAACGACCGGAGCUCUUCGCAAAGGGAAUGAAAAAGCGGAGUGGUAUAUUGUUUUACGGCCCUCCUGGAACUGGAAAGACAUUACUGGCCAAGGCCAUUGCCACCGAAUUUUCCCUCAACUUCUUCUCCGUUAAGGGCCCGGAGCUGCUUAAUAUGUAUAUUGGAGAGUCGGAAGCGAACGUCCGACGUGUGUUCCAGCGUGCAAGAGACGCACGGCCUUGCGUUGUUUUCUUCGAUGAGCUCGACUCAGUUGCGCCCAAGCGUGGCAACCAAGGUGAUAGCGGUGGUGUUAUGGAUCGUAUUGUCAGCCAACUGCUUGCCGAGCUUGAUGGUAUGAGCAGCGGUGACGAAAAUGGCGGUGGCGUUUUUGUCAUUGGCGCUACUAACAGACCGGAUCUCUUGGAUGCUGCUUUGCUCCGCCCCGGUCGUUUUGACAAGAUGCUCUACCUAGGUGUCUCGGACACCCAUGCCAAACAAACCACUAUCUUGGAAGCGCUCACUCGAAAGUUUACCUUAGACCCUGAUAUUUCGCUGGGGCGCAUCGCAGAGCGACUACCGUUUACAUAUACUGGAGCUGAUUUAUAUGCACUCUGUUCUGAUGCUAUGCUCAAGGCCAUCACGCGCCAAGCUUCAGCCGUGGAUGAGAAGAUCAACGCACUUCCCGGCGGCCCUGUAAGCACAGCAUACUUCUUUGAUCAUCUUGCAAGCCCCGAGGAUGUUGCGGUUAUGGUAACGGAGGAAGAUUUCUUCGCGGCGCAGCAGGAGCUAGUUCCAAGUGUUAGUGCAAAAGAACUAGAACACUUCGAGCGCGUGCGCCGUACAUUUGAGUCUGUGGAUACGGCGAAGAAAUCUGAUAAAGAGCGAGCGAAACUUGCUCUGACGAAUGGUUCGGCUAAAGGCCCCUCGCGUAUGAAUGGGCUCGCUGUUUCACAAGUUGAGCACCAGCCAGACGGGAAACUAGAAAUGCCGAAAGACAAUGAUGAUGACGAUGAAUAUAUCAUCCGGACCGACCACUUGAAGGAACCAACAGAAAAGGAUUAUUUCCCCUCAUCAGACGCGUCGAAAUAAAUGGAAAUGACAUUAUAUGCACAUCAGGAUAGUGCGCGCUAUACCAGUUGGUGGUUUUAUGAGUCCCAAGAUUUCUAAGACAAUAUAUACUUGUGUAUACCUAGGCGGCAAGAUUUAUGUUCUCUAUGGCAAUGUAUUGAUAAUCGAGUUACUUUGUAUAAGUUAAACAUCCUGUUCCAUUGACCAAAGAUAGAGUGAUUCUGCCAAGAUUGUG
Coccidioides posadasii C735 delta SOWgp is the source of this 4448-nucleotide messenger RNA. NCBI's taxonomy places the organism in Eukaryota, Fungi, Ascomycota, Eurotiomycetes, Onygenales, Onygenaceae. The record is from RefSeq and is a predicted model, not a curated record.